Messenger RNA from Oryza sativa Japonica Group (Japanese rice), 1660 nucleotides. Its product is annotated as ASC1-like protein 1. Gene Ontology annotation, molecular function: sphingosine N-acyltransferase activity. Gene Ontology annotation, cellular component: membrane. Lineage: Eukaryota; Viridiplantae; Streptophyta; Magnoliopsida; Poales; Poaceae. Gene Ontology annotation, biological process: ceramide biosynthetic process. The record is from RefSeq and is a predicted model, not a curated record.
AAAGGCUACUCUCUUCUCUUCUCUCUACUCCAGCUGCAGAUUCUCCCGUUUGUUUCCCCACAGAAAAAGGGCGCCAGUUCAUCAUUCCUCGCCAUCACAUCCACCCGAAAAAAAACAUGUCUUUUUUACUCUCUUUCUUCUUCUUCCCCCGAUCCCAAAUCCCUCCCUGUUCUUGCUGCUGCUCUCGAGUUGAGUGAGUUGACCCUCAUCCUCCCCACCCACCCGAAUCUCGCGGAGCCAUUUCGCGUUCUUGGAGGAGUUGGGGAGUUUUGGUGUUUUUGGAUCCGAGGAGCGUGAGAGUUCUUGGAUCUCGUCGCCCUCCUCCUCCGGCAAUGGCGGCGCUCGCGGAGCACCUGCUGGGUUUGUCGUCGGCGCCGGUGGACUGGGAGGCGGAGUCCUACCCGGGUUACGGCGACUUCGCCGUGCUCCCCUUCCUCGUCGCCUUCUUCCCCGCCGUCCGCUUCCUCCUCGACCGCUUCGUCUUCGAGUUAUUAGCAAGAAGGCUUGUACUUGGAAAGGGGUAUGACAAACUUGCUGAAACAGAUGAAAGCAGGAAGAAAAUUAACAAGUUUAAGGAGUCAGCAUGGAAAUUCGUCUAUUUUCUUUCUGCAGAACUGCUAUCACUGUCUGUAACAUACAAUGAGCCAUGGUUCAAGAACACCAGAAAUUUCUGGGUUGGGCCUGGUGAACAGAUCUGGCCUGAUCAGAAGACAAAACUCAAGCUUAAGGCUGUCUACAUGUUUGCUGCUGGAUUUUACACAUAUUCCAUCUUCGCUCUUUUGUUCUGGGAAACAAGGCGGUCAGACUUUGGAGUCUCAAUGUCUCACCAUUUGGCAACUGUUGUUUUGAUCGUUCUAUCCUAUAUUUUCAGAUUUGCUCGCGUUGGCUCAGUUGUUCUAGCCCUUCAUGAUGCUAGUGAUAUAUUCUUAGAGAUUGGGAAGAUGUCCAAGUACAGUAGUUGCGAGGGGCUAGCUGUUGCAGCAUUUCUUCUUUUUGUGGCUUCAUGGAUUCUUCUGCGUCUAAUAAUUUUCCCGUUCUGGAUCCUAAGGAGCACAAGCUAUGAAGUACUGCUGACCUUGGACAAAGAGAAGCAUAAAUUUUACGGCCCCAUAUACUACUAUGUUUUCAACAGCCUUCUGUUCUCACUUCUAGUUCUUCACAUAUAUUGGUGGGUACUAAUAUACCGGAUGCUAGUCAAGCAAAUUCAAUCUAGAGGCCGUAUCGGCGAUGAUGUUCGAUCUGAUUCUGAAGGUGAAGAAGAUCAUGAAGACUAAUCUGUGGGCUGAAUGCUUAACUGAAGAACUAUAUAUAGUGAUCCCUACAUGAAGAUACAUCAUAUUGAAUACCUGAUUCCCAGACCAGAUCAAUUUUCAGUAUCAAACAUGGCAACCAUGAUUCACGAGUUGCUAGGAGGCUGCUUGCGCUGCCAUAUACUUUAUGAGAAAAAGUUGAUCAAUGUUUUCCCCCCUUAUAUCCUCAUUUAUAAGAGAAAUAUGCAGGAUAAGUUCGUUAAUUCAUUGGUUCAUUCAUGUAAUUGUGCAGACGAUUAAUUAAUUUACGGUGCAAUCAUGUAAUGUUCUGUGGAACUCGAUUGUAACUUGGUGUAUCUUCCAUUCUAAUGGAAAUUCUGGACAAAAAAUAACCUGAUAUUCUUUACACA